ACCUCACCUCCAGGAAAGGAACGAAGCUGCACGAUUCCCGUCCACAGGUUCCGGACCUCGUCGGUGUAGAAGUAUCCCCAAGAAAUCCGGCCGCCCUCCCCGCGCGGAUCGACCCGAGGGUGCCCCCACCCUCUCGCGUCGAUCCCGCAAUGGGAAUGCUCUCGUCGGCGGCGAAAAGAUGCAGCAACGGCAAGAAGCUCCUCCGCAGCGCGGGCGCGUGCUGCGGCGCGCCGUCCGACGCUGCGCGUGGUGUCCGCGGCAAGGAAGAGGCGUCGACGUCCGCGCCGGCGCCGUCGCCGCCUUCCUCACCGGAUAGCAAGAAGAAGAGGUGGAGGAAGCGGAGGUUCUGGAGGAAGAAGAAGAAGAAGAAGGCGAAGAAGGAGGGCGGCGACAUGGCGGAUCUCGUGAACAACGUUUCGGUCAAGCCGGGUAUGACGAUCGAUGCUCUCGAUCUGCUUUUUUCAGGUUGUCAGCCUCACGCAGGGACGACACGAUGCAUGCCGGUGCUGUGUGCUGCAGACGUUUCCAAGAACGGGAAUGCGACGGCGGAGGAGACCCUACGGGGAGGGAACCAGAACAUGCCGAGCCGGGCGUUGAAGUUCAAACAGCUGAGCGCCGCGACCGACGGGUUCAGCGAGAAGAACCUGCUCGGAGAAGGCGGCUUCGGCCGGGUGUACAAAGGCCGGCUCGCGGACACCAAGGAGGUCAUCGCCGUGAAGCAGCUGGACAGGGACGGGUUCCAGGGCAACCGCGAGUUCCUGGUGGAGGUGCUGAUGCUGAGCCUCCUGCACCACCCCAACCUCGUCAAGCUGCUGGGCUACUGCACCGACUCCAACCAGCGGAUCCUGGUCUACGAGUACAUGCCCAAGGGGUCGCUGGAGGACCAUCUCCUGGACCUGCCCCCGAACUGGAAGCCUCUGCCGUGGCACACGCGGAUGCAGAUCGCGGUGGGCGCGGCCAAGGGCAUCGAGUACCUGCACGAGGUGGCCAACCCGCCGGUGAUCUAUCGCGACCUCAAGGCGUCCAACAUCCUCCUGGACAGGGACUUCAACGCCAAGCUCUCCGACUUCGGGCUCGCCAAGCUGGGGCCCAUGGGCGACCAGAGCCACGUCAGCACCCGGGUCAUGGGCACGUACGGCUACUGCGCCCCCGAGUACGCCAUGACCGGCAAGCUCACCAAGAUGUCCGACAUCUACAGCUUCGGCGUCGUGCUGCUCGAGCUCAUCACCGGCCGCCGCGCCAUCGACGUCGACAGGCCGUCCGAGGAGCAGGUCCUCGUCCACUGGGCGUGGCCUAUGUUGAGGGACAAGAAGAGGUUCAUGAGGCUGGCUGAUCCGUUGCUGGGCAGGAGGUACCCCGUGAAGGGUCUGUACCAAGCGCUCGCCGUCGCGUCCUUGUGCUUGCAGGAGGACGCGGCCAGCCGGCCGGGGAUCAGUGACGUGGUCGCGGCGCUCUCGUUCCUCGCCGACCAGACAUACUAUCCUCCGGAGGGCACGGACGCCGUCGAGCACAAGGGUGCAGGAGAGAGUAGACCCAAGGAGGUGAGCUGCAGCCCUCCUCUGGCAGCCGUGGUCUCGUCUGAGACAAGGGCAGGCGACGAGAUGAUCCAGAGGUGACCGUAUAGGGGAGGGGACUGAGUAACGGGGAAGGGAGGGUUGCGGUUGCAGAGCGACCGGUCUGCUCUCUCCAAUCUUCUUUUGUAACGUACACCACGUAGGCAGGAUGUAACGUCAUUCAAGGAGUAAUCUUGACUGAUGCUGGUUUUCAGCAGCAAUGCAGCAUCAAGUUGAGCUAACAACA
Molecule: messenger RNA, 1800 nt
Organism: Panicum virgatum (switchgrass)
Lineage: Eukaryota; Viridiplantae; Streptophyta; Magnoliopsida; Poales; Poaceae
Product: probable serine/threonine-protein kinase PBL23
Exons: 2
Coding region: 150-1616 (488 amino acids)
Biological process (GO): protein phosphorylation
Molecular function (GO): ATP binding; protein kinase activity
Source: RefSeq, a predicted model, not a curated record